AUCACUUUAUAUAAUGCUCAUUAUCUAGUCGUUCAUAACCAUACACAACCAAACAUCCAAGAAAAUAUGAACUCUCACUCAAAUUUCAUGUUCUACAUUUCACUGGUUUUUCUCUUUGUAUACAAAGCCAUGGGGAGCGAACCUAUUGAUACCACCUUAGGGUUUGUAUCACAACCACUCGGUCGUUCCAAUUUCCGUAUACAAAAGCCAUAUAAUCUUCCAGUUGACCAACGAUACAGCUUUAUCAAAGGAGUCCACAAGCUUUGGGUAUUCAAGACAGACAAACCUCACACAAGGAAAAGCAAAACUAGCCCACGUACUGAGAUUCGCAUCCAGGGUUAUGAUUACUCUUCGGGUGUUUGGCAAUUCGAAGCAUAUGGAUAUGUGCCUAGUGGUACUAACGGGGUGAGCGUAAUGCAAGUUUUUGGGUCAAAACCCCCAUAUGCUACAACCACAAUGCUUACAGUAUACAAUAAUAAUCUUUACUAUUACAGAAGGAAUGUUAUUCUUUCUAAUUUAUACAACAAGUGGUUUCGUUUAAAUGUUAUACAUGAUGUGGAAGGCAACAGUGUUAAAAUCUAUAUAAAUGGGGUUCUUAGACUUGAAGAUCGACCUGGACGUAGUGGACCCAACGUACAUCAUUAUUUCAAGUGUGGAGUCUACUCGCAAAACGAUGGCUCCUCCUAUAUGGAGUCCCGUUGGAAGGAUAUUAAAAUCUUCAGACUACGUAAUUAA
Lactuca virosa is the source of this 735-nucleotide messenger RNA. The record is from the annotation of a GenBank genome assembly. Lineage: Eukaryota; Viridiplantae; Streptophyta; Magnoliopsida; Asterales; Asteraceae.